AUGUCAGAUGAACUGAAUCAAUUAUCAAAUACCGAUACCGGUAACCAAGCUUUACUCACAAAUCAAUCUCAAAAUGUCUCAAGAGAUCUGGCUGUAUGUGUUGAAGGUGCAUGGAAAAAUUAUGGUCAUUGGUGGAAAUCUAUGACAGCUUUAAAUAAUGUUACUCUUCAUGUACCAACAGGAGUUAUAUAUGGUCUAUUAGGUCCAUCUGGAUGUGGAAAAACAACAUUAUUAAGAUGUAUUGUUGGUCGUUUACAAUUAAAUCGUGGUGAAGCUAUUGUACUUGGUCAUAGACCUGGUAGUCGAGGUCAUCAAGUUCCUGGACGAGCUGUUGGUUAUAUGCCACAAGAUACAGCACUUUAUAAAGAAUUUUCAAUAUCGGAAAUGCUUCAUUAUUUUGGUCAUCUUCAUAAUAUGAAUCGAUCAGAUAUUUUAUCACGAGAAGAAUUUCUUCUUUCAUUUCUUGAUUUACCUUCACGUAGAAAAAAGAUUAUUCA
This is a messenger RNA of Rotaria sp. Silwood2, 497 nucleotides long. The record is from the annotation of a GenBank genome assembly. Lineage: Eukaryota; Metazoa; Rotifera; Eurotatoria; Philodinida; Philodinidae.